This is a messenger RNA of Synchiropus splendidus (mandarinfish), 2630 nucleotides long. It is a transcript of the gene irx5a, whose product is annotated as iroquois homeobox 5a. The record is from RefSeq and is a predicted model, not a curated record. The transcript has 3 exons. Gene Ontology annotation, biological process: cell development; neuron differentiation; regulation of transcription by RNA polymerase II. Gene Ontology annotation, cellular component: nucleus. The coding region runs from base 316 to 1656 and encodes 446 amino acids. Lineage: Eukaryota; Metazoa; Chordata; Actinopteri; Syngnathiformes; Callionymidae. Gene Ontology annotation, molecular function: RNA polymerase II cis-regulatory region sequence-specific DNA binding; DNA-binding transcription factor activity, RNA polymerase II-specific.
GUAGCGCUGAGCGUAGUGGGCGUCAGGAUCCUCAAUUUCCAACUUAGCAUCUUGGCAGGACAUUUUCCCAAGCAAAGCCCCCCGUCCGACGGCUAAAAAAACUUCCACACGGGCAUGAGAGAGACGACGCCACUCAGACAAGGGAGCAACCAGCAGAGGCUUGCUGUCAUCUAAGCCUCGUGUUUUUGUUCACUUCUGCGACUUAUUAAAGCACGCGCGGACAGACGGCGGGUCUGCAGCAGGCGCACGGCUCUAUGCGCUCCAACGCUUAAAAAGGGGGAGAAAGUGCGCAAGUUCAAUACUCCGGGCUCCAUUAUGGCGUAUCCUCAGGGCUAUUUGUACCAGCCGUCCGCUUCUUUGGCCCUGUAUUCCUGCCCCGCGUACAGCACAAGCGUGAUAUCCGGACCCAGAACCGAGGAACUUGGGAGAUCCUCGUCGGGAUCAGCGUUUGCGCCCUACGCCGGAUCUACAGCGUUCAGCAGUGGCUCGCCGGGCUACAACUCCCAUCUGCCCUACAGCGCGGACGCGGCGGCUGCUGCCACUUUCACCUCGUACGUGGUGAGUAAACUAAAGGGUUCUCCCUACGACCACACAACGGGGAUGCCGGGGUCAAUAGGAUACCACCCUUACGGAGCCCCCCUGGGUACCUACCCUUAUGGGGAUCCGGCUUACCGUAAAAACGCGACCCGGGAUGCCACCGCCACCCUGAAGGCCUGGCUGAACGAGCACCGCAAGAACCCCUACCCAACUAAAGGGGAGAAGAUCAUGCUGGCCAUCAUCACCAAAAUGACCCUGACCCAGGUGUCCACCUGGUUCGCCAACGCCAGGAGGAGGCUAAAGAAGGAGAACAAGAUGACGUGGACGCCGCGGAACCGCAGCGAGGAUGAGGAGGAGGAUGAGAAUAUUGAUUUGGAGAAAAACGACGACGACGACCCCGGCAAGCCGACAGACAAGGGAGACUCCACAGACACAGAAGCAGACCACAAGCUGCUGAACCCUGGGGAUUUGGGCUGUGACAGAUUCAAAGACGACGGCAAGGAUUCGGAUCCGCUUCUAAGCGACUCGGAAUCCAAGGAGCAAGAGGAGCGGACUGUUGACGUGUUGCUGCCGGAUUCCGCUAAACCCACAACCUCGUCUCCCUCCGCGGUGCCACGGGGGAACCCGGCCGUUGCGCAACAGGACAAGCCGUCUGACUUGAGCCACGCACCCGGCACCGUCACCAGCAACGUGACGUCCGUGAUCCACUCGCCCCCGUCUGCGCCCAAACCCAAACUGUGGUCGCUGGCGGAGAUCGCCACGUCGUCAGAUCGGUGUAAAAGCAGCACUGAAGUGGGUCAGAACGCGCAGAUGGGCUCCAACUCCUCUCCCCCCCGGUCCUCCCCGCACCAGUGCGCCCUCCCCAACAGCAGCACCGUCCUCUCCAGGCCUCUCUACUACACAUCCCCUUUCUAUCCUGGCUACACGAACUAUGGUGGCACUUUUGGACCCCUGCACAGUACCCACGGCUCGGUCACGAGCGCGUCUCCACAUUUCAAUGGAUUAAACCAGACUGUGUUGAGUAGAGCCGAAGCUCUGGUGAGAGAAAGAGUCCGAGGCCAGGUAGAUCUUUGUAAAGACUCACCUUAUGAACUCAAGAAAGGUAUGUCAAACAUUUAACACCUUGCGGACUUCUAUUUAUUUUAUUUUUUUUCUCGAGGAAAAAAAAAAACAAACUUAUUUUAUCCUCAUUUUUUUUUUAGUUUCUGAAUUUCAGUGUAACAAGAACGGUCUUAAUCGCUGCAGGAGUCUAUUUGUAUUAACAUGUAUAUUUAAUGUAGCAUUUUUGUAUUUAAAAAUGGACAAUACACUAUCUUUGAAGUAAAUUAUGAAAAAAAAAAUAUAUGAAUAUAUUUGUGCAGCGAUUGUGUUUUUUUGGGAGGGGAGUCCAAUCGAUUCAUGACAACAAGGCUGAUGUGCUAUGACUCGGAGCUCUUAUUUAAACAGCAAUUCCUCUCACACGGUGGAUUAAUUCGUGGCUUCAUUUUGUCUGUCAGAAUAAUGAAAACGGAAAACAGCAGUUUCAACUGGCAAUAAACUAUUGCUGCAAGUACAAAGGAGUGCGCUAUGUUAAGGUCACAUGUUCAGAGAAGGAAAGUGAUUUACGCGUCUUUUGGAACGUUUAUCUCUUCACGUAUAUAUUGUGUAUCAAAGAAAGUGUAGUGGCCUUCUGCGCACUCAUCUUAUUGUUCUAUCCUGCAACAAGACUGACCACCGGUUUUUCCGCAACGUACUUCUUAAUAUAAUCAGUCUGUUUCGGUCAGUUAUAUUCCAUAUAAAAAUGGCCUCAACUGCACUGUAGUGCAAACAACACCGAGCCAUUUAACCCAAUUACCUAUCGCCUUUUACGCUGCGCAAUCAGGUGGUGAAAUCCGCUAAUGAGCUCGAUUUUAUGCCAAAUUUAGGCCUCAUUACGAGCUCUCCAAAGGCAAAGCUGUUAAAAUAGACCUCGCGCUUGGAGCGUACUGCACGUUUAUAUAUCAUUAAUGGAGAGAGGGGAUCUCUAAUGGCGCGUUGGAUGGGAAACAGCAGCGUGUGAGAGGCUGCAACUCUUCCAACUUCUGCAGGUAGGUGUCACACUUGCGCCUAAAUUG